Messenger RNA from Echinops telfairi (small Madagascar hedgehog), 633 nucleotides. RefSeq names its product amine sulfotransferase-like. The record is from RefSeq and is a predicted model, not a curated record. Gene Ontology annotation, biological process: sulfation. Lineage: Eukaryota; Metazoa; Chordata; Mammalia; Afrosoricida; Tenrecidae. Gene Ontology annotation, molecular function: sulfotransferase activity. Gene Ontology annotation, cellular component: cytoplasm. The transcript has 3 exons. Bases 72 to 389 code for a protein of 105 amino acids.
GGUUUGAUCACGUCAGAGGCUGGUACGAGCACAGACACAGUUUCAAUGUUCUGUUUCUGAGGUACGAAGACAUGAAGAAGGAUCUGAGAAGUUGUGUGCUUAAAAUCUGCAGUUUUCUUGAGAAAGAACUGAGUGACGAGACUGUGGAUGAUGUUGUGAGAAAAGCCACUUUUCAAAACAUGAAAUCUGAUCCACAAGCAAAUUAUAAUAAAAUUAUAAAAGAAGAAGUUGGGGUGAGAACAGAUGAUGUUUGUUUCCUACGCAAAGGUACAGUUGGAGACUGGAAACAUCACCUGACCGUGGAACAGAGUGAGAUGUUUGACAGGAUCUUCCAAAGGAAGAUGAAAGAUAUUCCUCUGAAGUUCACCUGGGAUGUAAAGGAGGAAUAGAAUUUUAAUCAGAGUCCAAAACAAUCAUAUAAAAACUAGUAAUUGUAAAACAUGCUUUCAUAUUCAUAUUGAUAUGCUCCUUUCAUGUGAUUGUUAAUGAUAAAAUCUCAGUUCUUUAUUGACACUAUUAGUGAAAAAUACAAGUACAUUUAAAUAAUGAGCAUACGUUUGAUGAGCUCUGUGAAUUGCAAAAUAUUAAAGAGACUCAAUAAGUAAAAUUGUAAUAGUAAUAGGAAAAAUUGAA